This is a messenger RNA of Octopus sinensis (East Asian common octopus), 5897 nucleotides long. Its product is annotated as twinkle protein, mitochondrial-like. The coding region runs from base 457 to 2418 and encodes 653 amino acids. The transcript is spliced from 14 exons. Lineage: Eukaryota; Metazoa; Mollusca; Cephalopoda; Octopoda; Octopodidae. Gene Ontology annotation, biological process: mitochondrial DNA replication. The record is from RefSeq and is a predicted model, not a curated record. Gene Ontology annotation, molecular function: single-stranded DNA binding; 5'-3' DNA helicase activity; ATP binding. Gene Ontology annotation, cellular component: mitochondrion.
AAAUACAAACACACGCGCAAGUCGUUGUAGGAUCGACUACCUAGCGCGGAUGCGCGCACCGAGAUCACUGUUCGCUAGUAGUACCAGCAAAUGUUUACGAAAAGCUAAGGUCCUCCCUUGCGCUAAAAGAACCGAGGUCCCACGCUAGGGUCUGUCAAUGAUUAUCUCCCUUUAUUCAUCUUUCCUAUCGAUGGAAGCUGGCGGAAUGUUUUGUUUUCUCUCAGAAAGUUUCAAAGUUUUUAUUGUUUAAAUGAACUGCAAACACGGGUCUGCAGUUUUUAUUUUGUCAUCCAAUGAACAGGAAACACCAAUAUUGUUUACAAGAAUAUAUAAAAGUUUUCCUAUUAUUACACUUCAUAUGCAUGAAGGUGUUACAUUCCCUAACAUAUACAUUUUUAUUUUUAAUACAAUCCUUGCAAGUAAACACGAGUUUUUGUUUCAUCUAUUAUUUAUGCAAUGUUUAUCCAUUACCAAAAAAAUCCAGUGUACUAUCAGUACUUGUUAAAGAUUUGGGAUAUUGUACAGUCAAACACCUUAAAGUCUCUCAGUAAAAGACAUCUGAUACAAAUAAGCAAAAAAACUAUGCAGUCCACUUUUAUCAAUGAGGAUACAAUUGUGAAAUAUCUGAAAUCAAAAGGAAUCAGUUUUGAAAAACAAUAUACAAGUAUCACAGUAACAUGUCCUAAAGCUUUCAACACCAUUAACAAACAAACAAAGUAUAUUUAUAUAAAUAUGAUCUCAGGCCAGUUCACCUGCCAACAUUGUAGAAAAUCUGGUUUGUGGGAGCAGCUUCAAGAAAAUCUAAACAACAUAUUUAACAAGAAAAAAAGCGAAUUUUCAACAUGUCUGAAAGCUAUCCCGGAGUUCAAAAUAUCAUCUGAUGUUCUUAGAUUUUACAAUAAAGCAAUACCUUUAAAGAAAGUAGAUUCUGAAAUUAUUAAUUCAUGGAAGCAAAGCUUGAAUUGUUCUCUCUUACAGACAGCAACAUUAUCAAAAUUUGGCGUUUGCUAUGAUGAUGUAAGAAACGCUUUGAUAUUUCCAUCUUACAAUGAAAACUUUGAGAUAAGCCAACUGAAGUUGCUUGGUUUUGUCACAGACAAAGAUGGGCUCACAAAGGACCUAAAUGAAUCCUUAAUUCCAAGAACCACAAUCUCUGGUUUAUUUGGUUUGAGUACAUCAAAGGAAAAACAUAAUACAGAGGUCAUAUUAACUUCUUCUGAAAUGGAGGCAAUGGCUGUUUAUCAAAUAACUCAAAUACCUUCACUGGCUCUCCCCAAAAGAGGAACGGUCCUUCCUGUUGAGAUUCUGCCUUUGCUAGAGAGAUUUAAGAAAGUUAUCUUAUGGCUUGGAACAGAUUUGUGUUCUUGGCAAAAUGCAAAGCAGUUUGCUAAAAAGUUGAAUGAGCAUCGCUGUUUUAUUAUCAGACCUUCAGAAGCUCCAUCAGCUGUUAAGGUUCUCCAAGAUAAAAUGAAUAUGAGUAAAAUAUUAAACUCCGCUAUUCCAGCAAGCCCAGAUUCUAUCGUUUCUUUCUCUCAACUCCGGAACAAUGUCUAUUUUGAACUUGCUCAGAAUGAAGAAAUCACAGGAAUUAAGUGGAAGAAAUUUCUUCCUCUAAAUAAACUGCUGAAAGGUCAUCGUCGAGGAGAACUUACAGUAUUUACAGGAACAACUGGUGCUGGGAAGACCACUUUCAUGAGUGAAUAUUCUUUGGACCUUUGUAUGCAGGGAGUGAAUACAUUAUGGGGGAGCUUUGAGAUUCAUAAUGUCAGAUUAGCAAAAACCAUGUUGAUGCAGUUCUCUCAGGUAAAUCUUGCCAAGAAUCUUGAUGCAUUUGAAAAUUGGGCUGACAAGUUUGACCAACUUCCUCUAUACUUCAUGACAUUUUUUGGUCAGGAAGAUGUUAAGAGAGUUAUCAAGACAAUGUCACAGGCUGUAUAUUUAUAUGAUAUUGCUCAUGUUGUUAUUGAUAACAUCCAGUUCAUGAUGGGAACAAAUAUCAGCCAAGGAAAUAGAUUUUUGAUUCAAGAUCAAAUAAUCUCUGAUUUUCGCAAUUUUGCUACAACAUCUAACUGUCAUGUAACACUUGUCAUUCAUCCUCGUAAGAAUAAAGAUGCAGAACUACUAAAUGUAGCAUCAGUGUUUGGUGGUGCAAAGGCUACUCAGGAGGCUGACAAUGUUCUCAUACUGCAAAGUAAAUAUUUACCUUCUCACAGAGUUCAAAAAUUCAUUGAGGUAGUUAAAAAUAGAUUUGAUGGAGAAAAAGGAUUAAUGCCACUACGCUUUAACAGAGAAAUUGCUAGUUAUACAACUCCUGAGAAAAAGAAAGUUACAAAUGCACGAAAAUUACCUUUGCCAUCUAAUGUCAAAGAGAUGGAAGAGGAUAAAAUUGUAGUUCAUAAUCGAGAUGAGGAUGACUGAGAGGUUAGGACUGAGAUACAGAGCCAGUAUCAUGAUGUUUUUCAGUUGAAGCUAAGUUUUACUGUUUAGCUCAGUCUUGAUCUAGCAGACAUUUGACAGAGUAUGUUCAUGAUGUUUGGUAUUUGAUGGAGGGGGAAGCAGUUUGUCAAGUUUUACCAUCCAUUCAAAACAAAAUAGAGAAUUCAAUUCAGCAGCCCACCUGUAAGCUUUGCAGUAUAAACAAACAUUAUCAAAGACACUCCCUGCAUUAUAAUGUGGCUGUACAAUAGAUGGGGCAGCCUGUUCUUUAAAAUUAUUGAAACUGGCUUUCGUUGCUAAUCCUUUAACAGAAUUCUUCCUGGUUUGAAAUUUUUGUCAUCUUUACGCCUGCUGUAAAUAUUGGAUUUUGUCUCUCAGCGCCCUAUUUGUUGGCACUGCUGUUUCUGUUUGUAUCUCAUUGAUGUUUGGAACACUUUAUAUUUGGUACUGAUUAUCAAUAAUCAGCUGAACAAUCACAGACGGUGAAAGCUGACACAAUGUCUUAUUUUGAAGUAGAAGAUUCUCCUCUCGAGAUACUCUAACCAGUCGGUCAUGUGCAGCGGAAACAGAAUCAUGUCUCUGUCUUCAUGCAUAUUCAGACAUCUGUUUCAGUCGCUUUGCAUUAAUAUAAACAACUGUGUGUGUAUGUGUAUUUACAUAUAUAUAUAUAUACACAUACACACGCACACAUACAUAAAUGCAUACAUAAAUAUAUUGUUCAAAUUUAUAGAAAAACAAAAGACAAAGACCGGUGUAGGAACAACAAGCAAGUGUAUUAGUUUGAUGCUCAGGAAGAAUGGGAAAAUUCUUUAACCUUUUGUGGCUACACUCUUCAGUAGGAAGGAAUGACAAAAUAAAUAGAGAGAGGAUGAAAAAAAAACGUGUAGAGUAAGUGGUCCAACAUGGCGAAUAUAUACACACAUACAUAAGCCCUCCCCACAUCCUGCUUCACUGCACUUGUAAUUCCCUAGGAGAGUUACAGACUAAAACCCUCUCUCUGUGCAUUAGAUCUCUACUUACUAAUCAAUGUCCCGACACACAAGGGCAUCCAAACAGGUCCCUAAUUUGGGAGUUUAAACAGAGAUAUGUAAAACCUAUUUCUGUAAUUAAUUAUUGAUCUACAGUUGUGAUGUGAUAGAUUUGUUUAAUCUUUAGUUAUGAUAGAUUUAAAUAUUCAUUAAUUUAACAUGUUGGGUGUCUUGUUUGUCUUGUGGGUAGAGACGUAGACAGACAACCACAUUGAACAUCCUGGGCAGGGUUCAAUCUCACCUAAUGCCUGCAUUAAGAGGAGGUUUUUAUCUUUAGAGAUGGGGGGAAAAAAAGUGAAAAUAUUUAGUAAGAUAACCCUGUAAAUCUGAGCAGAGAUUAGAAACCUCAACUUGUUUGUGUAGUUAUUACUUCUAAACACCCUUACCUACUGUGCCACAAAAGAAGCAACAAUGUUAAAGAGAAAAUUAUGGUAUUUAAAUUUAUUUCAAUUAUUGCUUACUAUAAAGAUUUGAGAGAGAUCGGGUUACUAUAUGAAGGCUGCUUUGUAGCCCCCUUUUUCACACACACACAAACACACAAUAUUUUGCUUAAGUAAAAAUAUUUAAUAAUAUCCUUUGUAAUUCUUGGCAGAGAUUUGUAACCUCCACUUUUAAACACCCUUACCUACUGGGCCAAGGCAGCAACAACUGCACUGAGAAAAGGAAGAUAUUUAAAUUUAUUUCAAUUAUUGGGCUUACUAUAAAGAAGUGAAUGCAGUUUGGUUACUGUGUCAAGGCUGCCUUGUGACCCCUUCUACACAAUCUAAUUCCUGGCAGAGAUCUGAAACCUCCACUACAGUGUUCAUUUAUUAUUUCUAAACACCCUUACUUACUGGGCCAUCAAAGCAGUAGCAAUUUCAAUGAGAAAAUUAAGAUAUUGAAAUUUUAUUUUAAUUAUUGGGUUUACUAUAAAGAUUUGAGGGAGAUUUGGUUACUAUGUCAAGGCUGCUUUGUUGAAGGAAAUUUGAUUACUUGAAUAAAAAUAUUUAAUAAGAUCUCUUGUAAUUCCUGGCAGAAAUUUGAAACCACCACAUCUAAACACCCCUACCUACUGGGCCGCCAAAGUAGCAACAAUCUGAAUGAGAAAAUUAAGGUAAUUAGAUUUAUUUCAAUUACUGAGCUUACUAUUUGAAGGAAAUUUGGUUACUACGUGAAGGCUGCCUUGUGACCCCUUGUUCACACAACUUCUGAUUGAGAAAUAUUUGGUUUCUUAAAUAAAAAUACUUAAUAAGAACCCUUGUAAUUUCUCACAGAGAAUUGAAACAUUCACUUCUGUGUUAUGUUUCUACAUCUUAAAUCCUACUGGGCCAUCAACACAUUAACAGAUUCUGCAGGGAAAUUAUAUUUCAAUUAAUGAGCUUACUAUAAAGAUAGGGAGAUUUGGUUACUCUGUGAAGACUGCAUUGUGGAUCCUUCUUCAUGCACAAUUGUUUUUUAAGGGAAAUUUGGUUGCUUAAAUAAGAAUAUUAAAUAAUGCCCCGUGUAAUUCCUGGUACAGAUAUGAAACCUCCACUGUUGUAUUUUAGUUUCUCUUUGUAAACAACCUUAUCUAAAGAAAAUUAUGAUAUUUAAAUUCAUUUCAAUUAUUGUGUUUACUAUACAGAUUCAAAGGAGAUUUGGUUAUUAUGUGAAGGCUGCCUUGUGGCCCCUUCUUCUCUCUCUCUCACACACACAAUCUUUUUAUUGAGGGAAAUUCGAUUGCUUAAAUUAUAAAUAUUUAAAAUCACUUGUAAUUCCUGGAAGAGAUUUGAAACCUCCACUUGUGAGUUAUGUUACUAUAAAGAUGAGGGAGAUUUACUGCCUAUGUGAGAACUGUCUUGUGACCCCUUGUUUACUCACACACAUACAUAAUCUCACUGUCGAAAGAAAUUUAGUUGCUUAAAAGAAGAAUGAAAACAUCUAAUAAGAUCCCUUGUAAUUCUUAGCAGAGAUUUGUAACCUCUGCUUCUAAACAAUUUCACCUUUUCAUCCACCAAGCCAACAACAAUUUUAAUGAGAAAAUUUAGAUAUUUAAAUUCAUUUCAAUUAUUGGGCUUACUAUAAAGAUAUGAGGGAGAUGCGGUCACUAUGUCAUGGCUGACUUGUGACCCCUUGUUCACACACACAGACUCACACACAAUCUCUUUGUUGAGGGUGACUUGGUUGCUUGAAAAGAAUGAAAAUAUUUCAUAAGACCACUUGUAAUUCUUGAAUGAGAUUUGAAAUCUUUGCUUCUAAACAUCUUCACCUGUUAGGCCAGUAAAGCAGCAACAAUUUUAAUGAAAAAUUUAAGAUAUUCAAUGUUAUUUCAAUUAUUGGGCUUACCAUAAAGCUAUGAAGGAGAUUUGGUUACUAUGUGACGGGUGCCUUGUGACCCCUUGUUCACACACAAUCUUUUUGUUGAGGGAAAUCUGGUUGCUUAAAUAAAAACGAAAUAUUUAAUAAUCAUCAUCA